ACACAGCUUGACAUUAGCUUCGAAUACUGCCAUAUCCUGAGCCAUAUACUCCCACUCCCAUAGAGUCUCGAGCGAAAAUAGUCUCAUCCCUAGUCUCCCUCCAACAACCAAUCAUUUCCUGCCACGCGCCAACUUUACACUAACCGGUCACGAAUCAGCUAGCAAGAGUAUCAUUAACCUCCCAGUAUCUCCCACAAAACCAAUCACUGUCGUUUCGAUCUUCCUGAAGCCAAUUAACCUCUAGUCCAUUUCGAGAACCUUCGCAAUCGCAAAACUUUUUUUUUUCCUUCUCAACGAUCGUAAGGGAAGUCGGUUUCUCCGAAUCAUUCAGAUAAUUUGUGAUUUAAGUGACGAUGAGUGAGGUAUUCGAAGGAUACGAGCGGCAGUACUGCGAGAUUUCGGCGAAUCUUUCGAAGAAGUGCACUGCAGCUGCCGCUCUUCAAGGAGAGCAGAAGAAGCAAAAAGUUUCUGAAAUAAAAAGCGGAGUUGAUGAAGCCGAAUCGUUGAUUCGGAAAAUGGACGUUGAAGCGAGAAGUUUACCGCCAAAUGUUAAGGCUGUGCUUCUUGCUAAGUUGAGGGAGUAUAAGUCAGAUUUAAACAAUCUUAAAACUGAACUGAAGCGACUUGUAUCUGGGAAUUUGAAUGCAGCUGCUCGUGAUGAGUUGUUGGAAUCAGGAAUGGCUGAUGCGUUGAUGGCAUCAGCUGAUCAAAGAUCAAGAUUAAUGUCGACAACAGAGAGAUUGUAUCAUUCUAGUGGUAGAAUUAAGGAAAGUAGAAAAACCAUGCUGGAAACUGAGGAGCUCGGUGUUUCAAUUCUCCAAGAUUUGAGUUCACAGAGACAAGCGCUUUUACAUGCCGACAACAUGCUUCAUGGAGUGGAUGAUAACAUAGGCAAAAGUAAGAGAAUUUUGACAGCCAUGUCAAGGAGAAUGAGCAAGAACAAAUGGAUCAUUGGCAUCAUUGUUGCAGUCCUUGUGGUUGCAAUCGGCUUGAUAUUGUACAUCAAACUGAAGUAGCUUUGAUACUUUCUUUAUGGAUUGUGGCUGUUCUAGCAACAAUGAAUUUUUUCCCUUUACUUUCUUUCUUCCUGUUAGAUUCCUCCAGGUAUUGUUCUUGGUUCUUUUCCUGAGUUUUCCAUUGAGUGCUGAAGUGAAAUACUUAUAUUAGAUUUUGACCUCUUUGCUUCCUAUACUACAUGUAUAUAAUAUGUGCUAAUGGGCAGGUGUUAACGGGCAUCAACUAUUAAUGUAUUAUUAUGUGAUUGAAUGAUUGAAUUAUUUAUUUUAUUUUAA
Mangifera indica (mango) is the source of this 1292-nucleotide messenger RNA. RefSeq names its product vesicle transport v-SNARE 13-like. The coding region runs from base 354 to 1016 and encodes 220 amino acids. Gene Ontology annotation, biological process: vesicle fusion; intracellular protein transport; vesicle-mediated transport. Lineage: Eukaryota; Viridiplantae; Streptophyta; Magnoliopsida; Sapindales; Anacardiaceae. Gene Ontology annotation, cellular component: late endosome membrane; ER to Golgi transport vesicle membrane; SNARE complex. The record is from RefSeq and is a predicted model, not a curated record. Gene Ontology annotation, molecular function: SNARE binding; SNAP receptor activity. The transcript has 6 exons.